This is a messenger RNA of Kockovaella imperatae, 2898 nucleotides long. RefSeq lists its product as hypothetical. Bases 104 to 2578 code for a protein of 824 amino acids. Gene Ontology annotation, biological process: ubiquitin-dependent protein catabolic process. Gene Ontology annotation, molecular function: ubiquitin protein ligase activity; protein binding. The transcript is spliced from 9 exons. The record is from RefSeq and is a predicted model, not a curated record. Lineage: Eukaryota; Fungi; Basidiomycota; Tremellomycetes; Tremellales; Cuniculitremaceae.
GCUUUCGUCAUUCAACCAUCCAUCCAUCGCAUUCUGGUCAUCGAACAAGCGUGGGCUGGCUACACCCAAACCUCAACGAGGGGGGUUUCGAUAAGCAGUCAGGAUGCAGAACAACAGGGCCAAUCUGUCUCGCAAGAUUAGGAUCACAAUUGUCGCUGCGGACUCGCUCAUCAAGCGUGAUCUUUUGCGUCUCCCCGACCCCUUCGCCAUCGUAUCGGUCGAUGGGGAGCAGAUCCACACAACUAGCGUGAUCAAAAAGACGCUCAACCCCUACUGGAACGAGAAUUUUGACAUCGAUGUCAAGGACUCGUCUGUUGUCGCCGUUCAAAUCUUUGACCAGAGGAAGUUUAAGCGAAAGAGCGAUCAAGGUUUCCUCGGCGUGAUCAAUGUCAAAGUGUCCGAUGUCAUCGAUAUGGAAAUGGGCGGGCAAGAAAUGCUCACCCGAGAGUUGAAGAAAGGCUCUGAACAAAUCGCGGUCAACGGUAAACUCAUUGUCUACCUUUCCACACAGACCAACUCGCCCAUUCAGAACCCUGGUCCAUCUGCCUCUCAGUCUAACUCAGUCAUCCAAACCGCUCAGAGUGCUUCAAGCAAUAGCAUUCCUAGCGCUGGAGCUUCUGGGUCUCGACCGACAUCCCAGGUCCAACCUGAGAGUCCGUCUGCCCGAUUGCCUGUGAUCACACAACCUUCUUCCGCCGUUCCUCAACCUCUUAACCCGAAUGCCAACGCCGCCGCUGCCAGUGGAGCACCGACUGUGCCUCCUACAGCUCAGGCCGCCGCGACUGGACUGACCGGUAACCAACCCGGACACCAAUUUGACUCGCAUGCCGAUCAGCAGGGUCCCCUGCCUGCUGGUUGGGAAAGACGAAUCGACCACUUGGGACGACAGUAUUACGUCGAUCAUAACACGCGAUCAACGACAUGGAACAGGCCAACUGACAGUCAAGUGUCGAACAACGCCACCCAGGCCAACUCGACUGGAGAGGCUCGAGCCAGACACAACGCGAGAACAUUGGCCGAUGACAUGCUGGAUGUUCAGCAGAGCGGCGGAACCGGUACUCAGACGCCAACAGGAGGCGCAGCAGCCGCUGGUGGAGCUAUUCCAAGUGGCAACGCUACGACUGCCGGAUCUGGACCCCUACCAGCUGGAUGGGAACAACGAUUUACGCCUGAAGGACGUCCGUACUUUGUGGACCACAACACUCGCACAACUACCUGGGUCGACCCACGACGUCAACAACUCAUACGAGUCAUUGCUCCCGGUCAAGGCAACUUGUCAGUCCAACCUCAAACCGUCAGCCAAUUGGGACCUCUGCCUUCCGGAUGGGAAAUGCGACUCACAUCUACCGCUCGAGUCUACUUUGUGGACCAUAACACGAAGACGACGACAUGGGACGAUCCCCGUCUGCCGUCCUCGCUUGAUCAGAACGUACCUCAAUACAAGCGAGACUUUAGACGAAAACUCAUCUACUUCCGAUCUCAGCCUGCUCUUCGAUCCAACACGGGUCAAUGCCAUAUCAAGGUGUCUCGAGAAAACAUUUUCGAAGGCUCUUACACCGAAAUUAUGCGUCAGACUCCCAACGAUUUGAAGAAGCGAUUGAUGAUCAAGUUUGAAGGUGAAGAUGGUCUCGAUUACGGUGGUCUGUCACGAGAAUUCUUCUUCCUCUUGUCUCACGAAAUGUUCAAUCCUUUCUACUGUCUGUUCGAAUACUCUGCACACGACAAUUACACUUUGCAGAUCAACCCCAAUUCUGGAGUCAACCCUGAGCAUUUGAACUACUUCAAGUUCAUCGGUCGAGUCGUCGGAUUGGGUAUCUUCCAUCGUCGAUUCCUGGAUGCCUACUUCAUCGUCUCAUUCUACAAAAUGAUCCUCAAGAAGAAGAUUGCCAUUCAAGAUCUCGAAUCAGUCGAUGCGGGUCUUCACCGUGGUCUUACUUGGAUGUUGGAGAACGACAUCACUGAUGUCAUUGAGGACACAUUCUCCAUCACUGAGGAGCACUUUGGUGAGGUCGUCACUGUCGAUCUGAAGGAGGGCGGAAGGGAUGUUGAGGUCACGGAGGACAACAAGAAGGAAUAUGUCGACCUUGUCACUGAAUACCGUAUCUCUCGACGUGUUUCUGAGCAAUUCGAUGCCUUCAUGUCUGGAUUCAACGAGCUCAUCCCUCAGGAGCUCAUCAACGUCUUCGACGAGAGAGAACUUGAGUUGCUCAUUGGAGGAAUGUCCGAGAUCGAUGUGGACGAUUGGCAAAAGCACACUGAUUACCGUGGCUACAAUCCGUCGGACGAAGUCGUCGAAUGGUUUUGGAAAAUUGUCAAGGCGUGGCCAGCGGAGCGCAAGUCGCGUUUGCUACAAUUCUCCACCGGAACGUCUCGAAUCCCUGUCAACGGCUUCAAGGAUCUUCAAGGGUCUGACGGACCUCGUCGCUUCACCAUUGAAAAGGCUGGAGAGGCCCACAUGCUGCCGAAGAGUCACACUUGUUUCAAUAGAAUCGAUUUACCUCCCUAUCCAAGCUAUGAUCAACUGGAGCAGAAAUUAACCAUUGCAGUGGAGGAGACCAUGGGUUUCGGACAAGAGUGAUCUGUCUCACUACCUGUGAAGAUCGCUACGCGCGACCGGCAGCUCAAGAAUAUACUGUACUUUUAUAGCCUAUUCCCCUACGGUUUCGGUUUUCUUUCUCUCACCACUCUGAGCAUCACCGACGCUCGAAUUACACGCGCACUUAUGUGCUCUGAACCUACAUUCUACGCCCUUAUGUCUCCGUUUCUCUAUUAGAUGAUUCUUUUUUUGAUCGAUCUAUCGUGACAAUGUAUGUCCUCAAUGCGUGUUGCAGGGAAUCCGGACUUUUGGCAGAUUCGUCCGGACUCGCGGGAUUCUUGAAAUAUUCGAGUGCUGUAUCA